AAAUAAGUCAAAUCAUGCAGCCACGAAGAAGGCCUUGGGAAGCCCCGGAGGAGUUUUUUGGCCAGGGACUGAGCAGGAAGAACUUGGUUUUCUCGGGGUCCCGGACAGAGCUGAGAAGCACACGUGUCUGGUCAGCCCAGCCUGGAUGCAAAGGAAGAUGCCUGUGGUGCAAUGAGCAAGGCUUGGCAGUGGAGCAGGCAGGCCUCGCGUUGUCCAUGGAGCUGCAGGCCGAGGGGGCCCCUCCGCAGCCCCGCCUGACCGACUUGGACAGGCCAGAGGCCUAGGCCCACCGCGGAGGGGACCAGCAAUCAGAUGGUCCCCAGGCCGUGGGGUCUCCCAAGAGGACUGCUGGGUGGGUGUGCCAAGGCGGAAGCAUGCCGGCCAAGGGGUGCUACUUCCUCAACGAGGGAGAGGAGGGCCCGGACCAGGACGCGCUCUACGAGAAGUACCGUCUCACCAGCCAGCACGGGCCACUGCUGCUCACGCUCCUGUUGGUGGCCAUCGCUGCCUGCAUUGCCCUCAUCGUCAUCGCCUUCAGCUAUGGGGACCCCUCCAACCAGAAGGCUGUCUUGGGGACGGCGUUCUUCACACUUGCCGUGUUCGUGGCUCUCUACGUGCUGGUGUAUGCCGAGUGCCUCGUCCGGCGGUGGCUUCAGGCCUCGGCAUUGCUCAUCUGGGCUUGCCUGGUGACGCUGGGCUACGUGCUGGUGUUCGACUCAUGGAGGAAGGCAGCCUGUGCAUGGGAGCAGGUGCCCUUCUUCCUGUUUGUGGCCUUCGUGGUGUACACGCUGCUGCCCUUCAGCAUGCAGGGGGCCGUCGUGGUGGGGGUCAUCUCCAGCACCUCCCACCUGCUGGUGCUCGGCGCUCUGAUGGGGGACUUCUCGAUGCCCAGCAUGCAAGUGGGGCUGCAGCUGCUGGCCAACGCUGUCAUCUUCCUGUGCGGGAACCUCACCGGCGCCUUCCACAAGCACCAGCUGCAGGACGCCUCCCGCGACCUCUUCACCUACACUGUCAAGUGUAUCCAGAUCCGACGUAAGCUGCGCAUCGAGAAGCGCCAGCAGGAGAACCUGCUGCUGUCCAUACUGCCGGCCCACAUCUCCAUGGGCAUGAAGCUGACCAUCAUCGAGCGGCUCAAGGAGCGUGGCGACCGGCGCUAUAUGCCGGACAACAACUUCCACAGCCUCUACGUCAAGCGGCACCAGAAUGUCAGCAUCCUCUACGCGGACAUCGUGGGCUUCACGCGCCUGGCCAGCGACUGCUCCCCUAAAGAGCUGGUGGUGAUGCUGAACGAGCUCUUCGGCAAGUUUGACCAGAUCGCCAAGGCCAACGAGUGCAUGCGGAUCAAGAUUCUGGGCGACUGCUACUACUGCGUGUCGGGCUUACCCGUGUCCCUGCCCAACCACGCCCGGAACUGUGUGAAGAUGGGGCUGGACAUGUGUGAGGCUAUUAAGCAGGUGCGGGAGGCCACGGGUGUGGACAUCAGCAUGCGUGUGGGCAUACACUCGGGGAACGUGCUGUGUGGUGUCAUCGGGCUGCGCAAGUGGCAGUACGAUGUGUGGUCCCACGACGUGUCCCUCGCCAACAGGAUGGAGGCGGCUGGAGUCCCUGGGCGGGUGCACAUCACAGAGGCAACACUGAACCACCUGGACAAGGCGUAUGAAGUGGAGGACGGUCACGGGCAGCAGCGGGAUCCUUACCUGAAAGAGAUGAACAUCCAAACCUAUCUGGUCAUCGACCCCCGGAGCCAGCAGCCACCCCCGCCCAGCCAACACCUCCCCAAGCCCAAGGGGGAUGCAGCCCUGAAGAUGCGGGCGUCCGUGCGCAUGACUCGCUACCUGGAGUCCUGGGGGGCCGCACGGCCCUUUGCACACCUCAACCACCGCGAGAGUGUGAGCAGCAGUGAGACCCCUGUCCCCAACGGCCGGAGGCCCAAGGCCAUCCCCUUGCGGCGUCACCGGAUCCCCGACAGAAGUGCAUCCCCUAAGGGGCGGUCAGAGGAUGACUCAUAUGACGAAGAGAUGCUGUCAGCCAUCGAGGGGCUCAGCUCCACGAGGCCCUGCUGCUCCAAGUCCGACGACUUUUACACCUUUGGGUCCAUCUUCCUGGAGAAGCGCUUUGAGCGAGAGUACCGCCUGGCGCCCAUCCCCCGGGCCCGCCACUAUUUCGCCUGUGCCAGCCUCGUCUUCCUCUGCAUCCUGCUCGUCCAUAUCCUGCUGAUGCCCAGGACGGCGGCUCUGGGGGUGUCCUUUGGGCUCGUGGCCUGCGUGCUGGGGCUGGUGCUGGGACUGUGCUUUGCUGAUCAGUUCUUGAGGUGCUGCCCAGCCCGGGCGACGCUCCGUGCCAUCUCUGAGCGGGUGGAGACGCACCCACUGCUGCGGUUGUCCCUGGCCAUCCUGACUAUAGGCAGCCUGCUCAGCGUCGCCGUUGUCAACCUGCCGCUGUUGCCUCUGCCAGCUGUGGGGGCGCCUGCUGGGAACGAGACAAGCCUGAGGGUUGUGAGUGGCAGGGAGAGGAUCCUGUGCGACCUCCUCCCGUACUACACCUGCAGCUGUGUCCUGGCCUUCGUCGCUUGCUCCGUGUUCCUGCGGAUGAGCCUGGAGUUGAAAGUCGUGCUGUUGACAGUGGCCUUGGUAGUCUACCUGGUGGUCUUCAACAUGUUCCUGUGCCCGCACUGGGACUGCUGUGGCCACAGCCUGGGCACUCCCAUGAAGACCAACGACACCCGCAGCAGCUCUGCCGUCUGCUCAUGGUGGGAUCUGAAGAUGAUGGUCGGUUUCUACCUGGUUCUGUUUUACACCACCCUCAUCAUGCUCUCCAGACAGAUUGACUACUACUGCCGCUUGGACUGUUUGUGGAAGAAUAAGUUCAAGAAGGAACAUGAGGAGUUUGAGACCAUGGAGAACGUGAACCGCCUUCUUCUGGAGAACGUCCUGCCAGCCCACGUGGCCGCCCACUUCAUUGGCGACAAGUUAAAUGAGGACUGGUACCAUCAGUCCUACGACUGCGUCUGCGUCAUGUUUGCAUCGGUGCCGGACUUCAAAGUGUUCUACACGGAGUGUGACGUCAACAAGGAAGGGCUGGAGUGCCUGCGUCUGUUGAAUGAGAUCAUCGCGGACUUCGACGAGCUGCUGUUGAAGCCCAAGUUCAGCAGCGUGGAGAAGAUCAAGACCAUCGGGAGCACCUACAUGGCAGCCGCAGGGCUCAGCGUCCCCUCAGGGCAUGAGAACCAGGACCUGGAGCGGCAGCACGCCCACAUCGGCACCACGGUGGAGUUCAGCAUCGCACUCAUGAACAAGCUGGACGGCAUCAACAGGCACUCGUUCAAUUCGUUCCGCCUCCGAGUCGGCAUAAACCAUGGGCCCGUGAUUGCGGGAGUAAUCGGGGCACGGAAACCUCAGUACGACAUCUGGGGAAACACGGUCAACGUUGCCAGCCGCAUGGAGAGCACUGGCGAACUCGGGAAAAUCCAGGUGACGGAGGAGACAUGCACCAUCCUCCAGGGACUAGGCUAUUCCUGCGAAUGCCGGGGACUGAUCAACGUCAAAGGCAAAGGGGAGCUGAGGACGUACUUUGUCUGCACAGACACGGCCAAGUUUCAGGGGCUGGGGCUGAACUGAAGGCUGCUGGUAGGGGCGCACAUGCGGGAAGCUGCCUGCCUUCCCUAACGCAAGCCGACGAGAGGACAGCCCCACGCGUCAGGAAGGCGUCCCAAGGGCUUGGCCGGCACCGUCUCCUGACAGACAGGUGGCUGCGUGUGGCUUCCUCCUUGGACUUGGUUUCUUGCUCACAUGCACCAGACCCCAGCUCAAGGAGACCACGGAGCCUUAGCUCGCACUGCUGGAGCUGGCCCUGUGGCGUCCAGUGCAGCAGGAAAAGGCUCACGAGUGUUUCAGAUCCUCGCCCCCCCACCGCUCGCCCCAGGUGCUGUGCAGGUCUCGGAGCGUGACUGAACACCCCCCUCCCCACAAUGGCACAAGCGAGACCUGUCCUUUCGAGGUACAGGAGGACUAAGGCAAUCUGCCUGGGAUGGGCGGGGGACUCCUUUCACCCAGACGACCAGCCACAGGACCCUACGUUGCUCACACAGGCAUUCUGGUAAAUCGAGUUGGAAAGCGUGUUUCAAACAGUAGGGAGAAAAAAACCACAGUGGACACUUGUUACUUCUUGCCCUCUCUGGCAUGUUUGUUUUAAGUGGAUGCAUUAUUAAUGGAGCUUUUAUCCUCUUUAAUGACUUCUUACACGCAAGACAAAUCUCUUGCCCUCCAGUGUUUUCGCUGCCUUUUUAACCACUGGCAUGUAAGUUGCACUGCUGUCCACUGUCCAGCUUCUGGGAUCCCAGCUGUGGGGACGGAGCUCUGGAACGCGGUUCUGGGUGGCAUAGCCUUGGCCUUCAGUCAGACCCUGUGAUGCCAGCAUUUUGAGGUUAGGCUCAAUAAACAAAAAGCCUAGAAAAUACGGCACCGCCGACCUCUCAGCCCGACGGCUCGGGCACUUUUGAGAUCUCCCCGGCGGUCUUCAGCCACAUCUUACUGUUGUGCUGCAAGGAAGGCAUGGAGCCCGUGUGGAGGGAACUCGGACAAGCUCCGGCCCUUCUUUCCUCUUCUAGUCCUCAUAGCUAACUCUGAAGGGCUUCUAACUGGGAGGGCGUGCUCAGCAUAAGCACACGGAGGUCCCCUGCCGGGAAGCCUGUCCUCUCAGGGAUGCUGAGAUGUCCUGGGUCAGAACCGAAUGCAUCACGUGCCAAGUGCCGUGUGUGGGUGUCCCGCAGUGUCAGCUCUACCAGAAUCCAGGGCCGGCCUGUGUCCCAAGGUGAGAAAUGACUAAACUGCCCAUGCCUUUUUCUGAACUGACUUCUCUGCAUCAUAACCAGAGCACCCCGGGACUGCUAACACAGCUGAGUGUUGCCAGAUGGCAGGGAUUCUUAGUCACCCACGAACCCCUGAAAUCACAUGGGUCGCCGACAGGGUGACUCAGCACCCAGGUGGGCCUGGGACGAGCGGCCACCCAGCUGCUGAGUGCUGUGUGCAGCCAGGGGCGGGGAGGGGACUGACCCGGAGCCUGUCUGCCUGUGUCGCCGGCUUGUGGGCUUAUUCUAAUUCGCACAAAGGGGCCAGGUGGGCUACUGGCAGCUCUGAGGUGUUGUAUGUGACUGGAAUGGUAGGAAUGAAUUAUAAGAACUUGCUGCAUAAUGGUUUUAUGGCAGAAAUGCUGGUGAGGGAAAGAAAUAAGCCUUGCUUAAAUGGCCUUUUUCAUACACCAACUUUUCGUAUAAAAAGCUGGUUUCAGGUGAGGAUUGUACUGAAAUCUGCACUCGUAUCAGCGGCGACCAGGGCUGCUCAGACGGGCUGUCCUCUUGCCAACAUGGGGUAGGCACGCACCAGUGCGCUGUCUCGGCUGGGCAUGGCCCUACUCCUGCAACACUCAAGUCCUUUCUUCUCCCACCAGUGGAAUCCCAAUCAGGAGUUUAAAAAAUAAUUGGUUACUAUUCAUGUGUUUUUAUUUAUUUCCAAUAAAGCACUGUGUUCAGGUAAGAAUAUUGUGAGGUUUUAACUUUUGAUGUUCAGAUCGUAGCGUGUAACUGACCAUAAAAAUCACUUGCAGCUAUUUUUUUUAUAAAUCUAUUUUCUCAUGACCAAGUCAUUUCCUCACAGGUGUUUUGUUUUAUGACCGGACGAGUAUCUUUUCUAACACUGACCAUCUCUGUGGGUCAAGGUCUUGCUUAAGUUUCUAAGGCGGCCUCUCUGACUCGAGUGAAAAUCACACCUGAAGUUUUCUGGUUUACUUAGUAAGAAACCGUCCUAACCAUCCUAAAAGACCAUUAACCACUGUCUGUGUGUAUAACAGGUCAAGGUACAGAAAUAUGCUUUGAGAAGGUACACUGAAAUAACUAGGGCUUACCCUGUAUCCUGCAUAUUUAUAGACCUGUAGCGUUUGUUUCAAAAUGUUGUAUUUCACUUUUAUAAAGUACCAGUGUUCUACUUUCUUUACUACAUUAAAUUACCAGUCUGGAAAA
This is a messenger RNA of Rhinolophus ferrumequinum (greater horseshoe bat), 6013 nucleotides long. It is a transcript of the gene ADCY7, whose product is annotated as adenylate cyclase 7. Gene Ontology annotation, cellular component: plasma membrane. NCBI's taxonomy places the organism in Eukaryota, Metazoa, Chordata, Mammalia, Chiroptera, Rhinolophidae. The record is from RefSeq and is a predicted model, not a curated record. Gene Ontology annotation, biological process: cAMP biosynthetic process; intracellular signal transduction; adenylate cyclase-inhibiting G protein-coupled receptor signaling pathway. Gene Ontology annotation, molecular function: adenylate cyclase activity. The transcript has 26 exons. The coding region runs from base 375 to 3617 and encodes 1080 amino acids.